This is a messenger RNA of Chelonia mydas (Green sea turtle), 4925 nucleotides long. It is a transcript of the gene PTBP1, whose product is annotated as polypyrimidine tract binding protein 1. Bases 150 to 1820 code for a protein of 556 amino acids. Lineage: Eukaryota; Metazoa; Chordata; Testudines; Cheloniidae. Gene Ontology annotation, biological process: regulation of RNA splicing; mRNA processing; regulation of cell differentiation. Gene Ontology annotation, cellular component: nucleus. The transcript has 15 exons. The record is from RefSeq and is a predicted model, not a curated record. Gene Ontology annotation, molecular function: mRNA binding.
GACAACGGCGGCAGCCAAUGGGGUGUUGGCGCGGGUGAGGCGGGCCGGACGGCGCCGCCAUUUUGUGAGUCUAUAACACGGAGCCGUUGGGUUCGUUCCUGCUAUUCCGGCGCCUCCACUCCGUUCCCUGCGGGUCUCCUCUCUGUGCAAUGGACGGCAUUGUCCAAGAUAUAACAGUUGGUACAAAGCGGGGAUCUGACGAGCUUUUCUCUACUUGUGUUACUAACGGACCCUUUAUCAUGAGCAGCAACUCUGCUUCUGCAGCUAAUGGAAACGACAGCAAAAAAUUCAAAGGUGACAGUAGAAGUGCAGGGGUCCCUUCGCGAGUAAUCCACGUCCGCAAACUCCCCAGUGACGUCACGGAGGCAGAAGUCAUUUCUUUGGGAUUACCUUUUGGCAAAGUCACCAACCUUCUAAUGCUGAAAGGGAAAAAUCAGGCUUUCAUAGAAAUGAACACUGAGGAAGCAGCAAACACCAUGGUAAGUUACUACACCACAGUCACUCCAGUCCUUCGAAGCCAGCCCAUCUACAUUCAGUUCUCCAACCACAAGGAACUCAAAACAGACAACUCUCCAAACCAAGCACGGGCCCAGGCAGCUCUGCAAGCAGUGAACUCUGUUCAGUCUGGAAACCUGGCACUGUCAGCCUCUGCUGCUGCAGUGGAUGCAGGAAUGGCAAUGGCUGGUCAGAGCCCUGUCUUGAGGAUCAUUGUGGAAAAUCUCUUCUAUCCUGUCACUCUGGAUGUCCUGCAUCAGAUUUUUUCCAAGUUUGGCACAGUGCUGAAAAUAAUUACAUUCACCAAGAACAACCAGUUCCAGGCCCUGUUACAAUAUGCUGACCCUAUGAGUGCUCAGCAUGCCAAACUGUCUUUAGAUGGGCAGAAUAUCUACAAUGCCUGUUGCACAUUGCGCAUCGACUUCUCCAAACUCACAAGCCUCAAUGUUAAAUACAACAACGAUAAGAGCAGAGAUUACACACGGCCAGAUUUACCUUCUGGGGAUAGCCAGCCCUCUCUCGAUCAAACCAUGGCAGCUGCUUUUGGAGCUCCAGGAAUAAUUUCUGCCUCUCCAUAUGCAGGAGCUGGCUUCCCUCCUGCCUUUGCAAUUCCUCAAGCAGGCUUGUCAGUUCCAAAUGUUCACGGAGCACUUGCUCCUUUGGCUAUCCCAUCAGCAGCAGCUGCAGCGGCUGCAGCAGGACGGAUGGGCAUUCCCGGCCUCACUGGGGCAGGGAACUCCGUUCUGCUGGUUAGCAAUCUGAACCCUGAGAGAGUUACACCCCAAUGCCUCUUUAUUCUUUUCGGAGUCUAUGGUGAUGUGCAAAGGGUGAAGAUCUUAUUUAAUAAGAAGGAGAAUGCCUUAGUUCAAAUGGCUGAUGGAAACCAGGCCCAGCUUGCAAUGAGUCACUUAAAUGGUCAGAAGCUUCAUGGGAAACCCAUCCGUAUCACCCUGUCCAAGCAUCAGACAGUACAGCUUCCCCGUGAGGGACAGGAAGACCAAGGAUUGACUAAAGACUAUGGAAACUCUCCUCUACAUCGUUUCAAGAAACCAGGCUCCAAAAACUUCCAGAAUAUCUUCCCGCCUUCUGCUACCCUUCACCUCUCCAAUAUCCCACCUUCGAUAACUGAAGAAGACCUUAAGAUGCUGUUCUCAAGCAAUGGUGGGAUGGUGAAGGGAUUCAAAUUCUUCCAGAAGGACCGUAAAAUGGCUCUAAUCCAGAUGGGCUCUGUGGAAGAAGCCAUUCAGUCACUCAUCGAGCUCCAUAAUCAUGACCUUGGUGAGAAUCACCACCUGCGUGUGUCCUUCUCAAAGUCUACCAUUUAAAGCUUUGGAAGGCAUGAGACAGAAUGGACCUGACUAAAACCUCAUGGGUUCAGCCCUGACCUUCAAGGGCUGAAUGCUAGGAGACAACUUCCAUCAUUCCAGAAAAAAAAAGCCACUUUAAAAAUGCAGCUGAAGUGACCUUAAAGACCAGAGAUUUUAUUUUUUUAAAGAGAAAUCAGUUUACCGGUUUUUAAAAAAAUUAAAUCUAAUUCAUAUUGCUAACCUUGCGGUGAUGGGAUAACAAUCUUGAUGGCUGUUCAAACAAAAAAAAUCACAAGUUAAAGUUUACACUUUGGAAACUGCUCUGGGAAUUUUCCUCUUCCUCCCUCUGUCUCUCCCCCUACCCCCCAUUAAAAACAAAAACAAAUGGAUCCUAACAAGCUUAUCAGGUUUCACACUGAUGCCUUUUUUAUUUUCUUUACCCAUGCAAGCCUUGGAAGACCCAGAAACCACUGUGUGAAUUCACAUUAGCGCCUUUGACUCAGGAUCUUGCAAAGUACAUGGUGUGCAGGAGAUCCUAACCCACCCAGUGCAAAGGGUUUUAGGGUAAUGUUUUCUAAGCUGCGCAUCUGCUAUCCUGUGCCUUAAAUUCUGUUUAUUUGGGAAAGAACAUCAUCUGAACUGUAAGGAUUAGAUUGGGGGAGUUGAGGAGAACAAGUGAGUUCUGGUUGUUGGAUCAACUCGUAAUGAAGGACAAGUAAAGCUGGCAGAGUGGAUAAAGAAAAUAUUUGGCUUUAAUUCCUUAGGCAAUUGAUUGUCCCACUGUCCAUGAACUGUCUAAUAAUCUGCAUAGUAUCAUGUAUCUUCUUGCUACUUUUCUAGUCCGCAUGUGGUUUUAUCUCCGUCUGUAUACUCUUCUAGGUGGGAGUUAAUUAAAAUGCUUGGAUUAUUUCAUUCAAACUAAGCAGAAAGGUCUGCGUGGGGAAACAUUCCUAUGGUCUCAUUAUAUUCCAGUGUUGGUAGCAAGCUGACAGGCUCCCUCUUCACAAGAGCCUUGAUCAAGCUAUAAAAUUAACCGCUGUUGGACACUUGUGAAGAAAACAAAUGAGUAUGAGCUUGUCUGAAUUGUACAUAUAUCUAAACACUUGACUAGGAUUUGAAGAAUUAUUGGAUAUCCCAUGGUUAGAAAGGUGUUCAUCUGAGUCACCUUCAUGCCCCUAAUUUGGCAAUUAACAAGACCAGUGUAGCUCCGCCAUCAUUCUUGUAGCACGUCUUCAGCGUUUGAGCUUUUGUUUUAAUCCUUGUAUUAUACUUUUUGAUGCAGUUGCUGUCAUCUGUGCCUAGCAAUAUUUCCAGUUGACCAAAUAUUCUAAUCUCUUUAUAUGCAAAAGAAAUAGUUUAACUUUUUUAUAGAUCAAUAAGAUGAUAUAAACGUAAUCUAAAUUUACUCCUUUUGUUGGUAUUACCCUUGUAUACUGUACUUAUUUUAUUCUUUUUUUGUAAUUGAAACUGUAGGGCAGGAAUUUAGUUUCAGGCUGAGGUCAUGACUGAGGAUGAGUAAUGUAAUGAAACCGAUAAAACAUGUUAAGCUAAGCAGAGCUUUUUUAAAAAGCAAAAGGUGUUCAAAGUAGUGAGCACCAGUGACUUCUGAUUUCGAUUGAGUAAAUGGACCAGGCUAAAGUUUUUACUUUUUUUUUUUUAAACCUAUAAGCCCAGAUCUUUUUAAGUUAUAGGAAGGAAAUUUGUUAAAAGUAGAAGAAUGCGGCAAGUUGGUUUUUUCCCAAUGAUAAAACCACUGUUAAACUGAAACACCAUUCCUCUGGCUUACAACUCUUUCCCGUGCCGUUCUGCCUUCUAUUUUGUAUAAUCCAAUGUUGCCUUACAUUUCCCUUUAACAUGCAACCUGUUUGGAUGCAAAAAUAACAAUAAUCUUAUACUUUUUCAGGGUUUUUCUGCAAAUAGUGGACCAAAGUUUGUUUUUUAAUUGUCUCUCUUUGUGUUGCAAGUUGUUUUCCUUGCCUAGCAUGGAAGCUCCUGACUUGCCUGUCACUGAGGGGUUGGCAAAGUCUUAACCUUUCUUAGUUCCUCUCUGAGCUCUUGUGGUUGUGAACUAUGCUGGAGAAGUGUGUGAUGUCUGAGUGAGAGUUCAGCUUGGGUUGCUGGCAUGAGCUUGGUAGUACUGGCCUGCCUUAUCUUCAUCUUCUCCUUGCUUGUGGCUGAAAGGAGUUAGAAGCCAUCUUAAAUGAAACAAUAGUGUUGCCCACAGUUUUGAGCUUGAAAAAAGGGCUCAGCUAACAAGUAGAUGCCGGCUCCAAUUACCAUAGAUCCUUAUAAGCUUGUUACAGAAAAGUCUUAUGAUCUCCUUAUCUGAAAAGCUCCGGAUUUCCUUGGCCAGCAUCUUGCACUCAAUAGAGCAAAUUAACUGUCAUUCUCGUAAUUGCUAUCAACCAGAGUUAAUUUGCUUAAUCUCCCUUCCCUCAAAUCAAAAACAGUAAAACAAUUUCCCUUGUAGCUAGGGGACACUGGCUGUUGAACGUGCACCCUUGAACAUGCCACAAGCAGCAUUCUGCCAUGAAGAGAGAUCCAUGCGCAACCCAAGUGGAACAGCUGCAGUUUAAUUUUUAAAUGCAUUCAAUCAACCUCACCCAAGAAACUGGGGAGAGGGUUAUUGGAAUUAAACCUGUUUGCUGGCUGCUCACAUGGAUCGGUCAGCAAACAGACUAUAUAUUUUGUAAGAUGCAAGCAAAUGAAUUGAGGUGACCCCAGAACCCAGAAAACUGUGGGUUUAUCCUUUGCAUCCCUAUGUUUGCAUGUAAAGAAUGAGUAACAAAAGGGUGUAAAUAUUUAUAAUUUUUUUAUACCUGUUGUAAGACAUGAGGGGGCAGCAAAACCCAGUUUUUUAUGGUGAACAGAUGUAUUGUAUAUUUUGAUAACAGCUAUUACAGGUUCAGUAUUGUGGGAGGGUGACCACACACAACAUCAAAAUUCCAUUGCCUCUUUCAAAGAAUGUUUGUAAUGCAAAAAGAAUUGAAAUUAAAACUAUUUUAUAACAAACUUUGUACCUUUCUGUAGAUCUAUUAUUUACUGUUCAGAUUGUAGAAAGCAGUUAUUGGCCAGUCUGUACUUGUGCUUUCAAUAAAUUUCUUCUGUAUUCUUUGCUUCUGA